CUCCUUGCUUGUCUUUCCCAUCCGUCUCAAGCACAUUCACUACUUCCAUGCACCUUCGCCAUGUCGGAACCCUAUCAGCCUCGUCAAUUCGGCGAGAACGUUCGCAGACUUCGCGAUGAUAUUCGAAGGAUCGGGCGCGAACUUCUACCUCCCGAAGAUUUGGUGCCCGACUACACGAAGGAGCUUUCCAUGCGAGAACCGAUCCAAGUAACGAUACCCGCGCGUACCCCGUCGCCCCUGCAACCAGCAUUGCAACCUGUGCCCCAGUCUUCACCUCCCGGCGGCUCCAAAGAGCAGAAUGCUGAGGAGAUAUCCACGAAAGAUGAAGAAAAGGAUCAGCGUCGCAAGUCAAAUGGGUCGCAACAUGAAAUACUCACUGCCAUUCAACAGCGCAUCAAUCAUUUGGAGGAGCAAAACUCGUGGCCGGUGGCGCCCCGACAAACACAAGAAAUCACAUCCUUCAAGGACGCACUCGAGGUGCCCUUGCAAGUAGUGGGAUCAAAAGCGACGGACGUUGGGUCCUCGGCUACCACCACCCUGAUGCAGCACUUCUAUGACCACAUGAUCAUAGCCUACAAGAACUCAAGGGCUGAUAUCGAGGCAUUUUUUACUGCUAACCCUGAUGUCAUAUUUGAAAAGUUCCAGUCAAUGUCGGUCGAGGACCGAUGGCGAGCCUUUCCAAUGAUACAAGCUUACGUAUCCAAAGCCAGCAUACUGCGUACCGCUACAAAGACCACGAAUCCUCGUCACAAACCCAGGUUCUUUGCUGUUCUCGGCGGACCAGGCUCGGGGAAAUCCACCAUCUGCGCAACAUGGGCCAAGCUGGAUGGCGGCGUUAUGCACAUUGCUGUUGGAGACAUCUUGCGUAGCGAGGCAAAGCGACCCGACAGCCCGUAUGCCGAAGUCCUCAAAGCCAAUCUUGCAAAAGGCGCAAUCGGCGAUCCGGAGAUGACAGUCGGUCUCAUCAAGGACUACAUCCGCACAAGGAUACGCAGCGCAACCGGGCCUAUCCACACCUAUCUUCUCGACGGAUUUCCUCGUGCUGUUGCUUCAGCUCAAUACUUUGAGCGGACCGUCGGCCCCAUCAGCAAGGUCAUUGUCCUCGAUAUACCCGAGGCGACUCUCAUAGAUCGAUGUCUCCAGCGGAACCGGUCUGAUGACAAUCAUGAUCCCGUCCGAGAACGCAUUCGCGUUUACAACACCAAGUCAGCCGAGGUUAUCGCUGAUUAUGCGCUUCGUGGCAAAGUCUCCCUAUUGAGCGAGCCGUCUGACUGGCAAAUAAGGACUUGGGCAGGAUAUUGGAUCAUGAACUUGAAUCAUACAUUGUUCUAUAGCGUGGAUGUCGGCAAGGAUGUGAUUCUACGUGCUGUUGCCUGCGGGCUCCUCAUAUGGGAGCUCUGUGUCAUACGCGACGACUGCACCGAACUCAAUGCUCGUUGAGAGAGUUUGGGCUUUUCGUUGACGUGAGCUUGGCACAUCUACUGUGUGGAGGCCUGAUAUGGAGAAUGAAGGACACAUUUGGAGGAUGGAAUACAACAGCGAUGAGUUCGCGGUGGGUGGGCAUGAUUUCACGCGAUUGUGACUAGUGGUAGGGGCUCUUAAGGUUGACAAGAUGGGGAUGACUCAGACUCAGACGUUACAAGGUUAGAAGCAGAUACACCGAAACAUGAACAGGUUCUGAUGUCAAGAG
Messenger RNA from Neurospora crassa OR74A, 1690 nucleotides. RefSeq lists its product as hypothetical. The transcript is spliced from 2 exons. Bases 61 to 1440 code for a protein of 459 amino acids. Gene Ontology annotation, molecular function: UMP kinase activity; ATP binding. The record is from RefSeq and is a predicted model, not a curated record. Gene Ontology annotation, cellular component: cytoplasm; nucleus. Gene Ontology annotation, biological process: CDP biosynthetic process; UDP biosynthetic process. NCBI's taxonomy places the organism in Eukaryota, Fungi, Ascomycota, Sordariomycetes, Sordariales, Sordariaceae.